AUGGACGGCCCACCGCCUCCACCACCUCCCCAUGGUGCCAAUCCCAAGACGACAGGAGGCAGCCAUGCCCCUCCACCAAAUAGCGGUGGCGGUCUGCCUCCGGGCAACUAUGACAUCUUCAUCAUACCGCCACACUCUGCCGGUGGCGGCUUCAUCUACUUGCCCAGCUUGGGAGUCCAGCGAAACAGCUUCAUGGCAGGAGUGGGAAGCACCAUAGCUUGUAUCGCCAUCUGGAAGAUCAUCGAACCUCAGGCCAAACAGUACUUCCUUCUCGUCAGCCAGGGCGUCCAGCUAGGUGGAAACGGCGUCAUCCUGCUCGUCGUGCUGGUUGGACUUAUUGGAUGGAUCUUUGGACAGACAAUGGGAGGUGGACGUUCCAGUGCUAGUGCUAGUGGAAAUACCUUUGGAGGUGGCUUUGGCAGUGGUCCCCAAGGAGGAGGAGCUGGAGCGGGUACCAGCACACCAGGGGGUGGAGCCAACUAUCAGCGGUCGGCUCCGCCUCCACCGAAUGGGGGUUUUUCAGGCGCGGGUUCACCCCCACCUCACGGUGGAUGGGGCGGUUACCGGCAAUAUGGUGCCUCCUCACCUCCACCUCAAGAAGACGACGACGACGCUGCAUGGGACGAUGAAGCAGAAGAGGCAGCCGAGGCAGAGAGGAAACAAGCCGAAGAAAAAAAGAAGCGAGCAGAGGAAAUGAAGAAGCGGGAAGAGGAAGAGAAGAAGCGAACAGAGGAGAAAAAGAGAAGAGAGGAGGAGGAGGAGCGCAAGCGAGCUGAAGAGGCCAAGCGAAAACAAGAAGAGGAACUACGGAGGAAGCAAGAGGACGACCUGCGACGACAACACGAGGAAGAGCUCAAGAAAAGGCACGAGGAGCAGCUACGAAAGAAAGAGGAAGAGCUCAGAAAGAAACACGAGGAAGAGCUCAAGAGGAAGGAAGAGGAAAUCCGAAGACGACAGGAAGAAGAAUUGAAGAAAAGGGAAGACGAGAUUAGGAGAAAACAAGAAGAAGAGUUUAGGAGAAAGCAGGAAGAGGAGCUCAAGCGAAAGCAGGAAGAGGAGCUCAAGAAAAAACAAGAAGAGGAGCUUAAGAAGAAACAAGAGGAGCUUAGGAUCAAACAAGAAGAGGAGCUCAGGAUCAAACAAGAAGAGGAGCUCAGGAUCAAACAAGAAGAGGAGCUCAGGAGAAAACAAGAAGACGAUGCACGGCGUGCGGAAGAAGAGAAGAAACGACAAGAGGAAGCUGAACGUCAACAACGUGAAGAAGACGAGCGCAAACGGGCGGAGGAGCAAAGACAGCAGGCGGAGGAAGAGAAGAGACGAGCUGAGGAGCUACGGAAACAGGCCGAAGAGGAGAAGAAGCGGAGAGACGAAGAGGAACGCAAAAGGGCAUGGGAGCAGCUCAAGCGUGCUGAAGAGGCACGGAAGAAGAAGGAGGCUGAAGAAAGGGCUCGGGAAGAAGCAGCCAAGCAAGCUCGCGCCAAAGCCGAGAAGGAGAAGUGGGAGAAGGCGCGACAACGAGAGCGGGAGCAGCGCGAACGAGAAGCUCGAGAACGUCUUGCUAAAGAGAAAGCUCGCAAGCAACAAGAACUCCGGGAGAAGGAAGAGGCUGAACGUGAAGCCCGGGAGGCUGAGGCACGUGCCAAGAUUGAGAAGGAGAUUCGUGAGAAGCUCGAGGCAGAACAGCGAGCAAAGGCUGCAGAAGAAGCUGCACGAAGAGCCGCAGAGGAGAAGCUUGCUGCAGAAGCAGCUGCAGCAAAAGCCAAAGCCGAAGCCGAAGCCGCCGCUGCCAAGGCAAAGGCUGAUGCAGAGCGUGCUGAACGACUCAAGGCCGCUCGGGAGCGUGCUCAGAAGGAUCGCGAAGCCCGUCUCAAGAGUGAGGCUGAGAAGGAUCGCGAAGCCCGUCUCAAGAGCGAGGCUGAGAAGAUCAAAGCAGAGGCUGCGGCGGCUGCCGCCGCUGCUGCUGCUGCCGCAGUCCCUGAAGUCACAGCCCGACGAUCAACCACCUAUGGCGGUCUUGGGGGAGGAGAGCGACUCGAUCCCUAUGCUGGCGUCAGACAGCCUUCUGUCGCGCCUUCUGUGACCGCCUCUGUCACCUCGACGCAUUCAAAUCCGAUCAAGGCCACAGUACAACCCAAGAAGAACUAUGAACGGCCUUCGGCAAAGUCGUACUUGGGCACUGAAGAUGCAGGUAGUUUCCGACCACAUACGAGCACUCCCCGACCUGGCCCUGCAAGAUCAACCGUCUCAUCCCAAUACUCGGAAUCCUCUUACGCACCCUCCCAGUCGACAACCCGUACAACACCCCCAGCAUCACAGCGAGGGCCAUAUGCCACAACAGAUCCCAACAAGAUUGUCAUCAAGGCAGUAUAUCUCUUCAACGAUCUCUUCCCCAAACCUGUGGCGCAGCUGGUGUCCAACGUUGGCAAGGUGACGGAUGGCUUGAUACUUAAGAUUCAGUCCGAAGGCUUGUUCAUCGAUGACGAUGUUCGGAGUAUCCCUCAACGCGAGUGGGACGUCAAGGCUUGGACAUUGAAAAUGAUCGAGACUGGUCAGCAACCGGCAAAACACAUUCACAUCCUGCGGGCCUCCGUUCGCGACCCCGACGGCAAGAAGUACGUCUUCCUUAUCGACGAGUCUGAAAGUUGGAAACUGGCCAUCGGUCUGCAACGCCUACGAAAGGGCAGUCAAGUCCGAAGUUUGCAGAGCAGCCAGAUGGCGCCGAAUGAGGUGGCUAGAGUGCUCAACGCUGUUCCAGCAAUUAUUGUAUAG
This is a messenger RNA of Plenodomus lingam JN3, 2769 nucleotides long. RefSeq lists its product as uncharacterized. Gene Ontology annotation, biological process: chromatin remodeling. The record is from RefSeq and is a predicted model, not a curated record. Gene Ontology annotation, cellular component: Swr1 complex. NCBI's taxonomy places the organism in Eukaryota, Fungi, Ascomycota, Dothideomycetes, Pleosporales, Leptosphaeriaceae. Gene Ontology annotation, molecular function: ATP-dependent H2AZ histone chaperone activity.